Messenger RNA from Phyllopteryx taeniolatus (common seadragon), 2494 nucleotides. RefSeq names its product MYC proto-oncogene, bHLH transcription factor a (gene myca). The transcript has 5 exons. The record is from RefSeq and is a predicted model, not a curated record. Lineage: Eukaryota; Metazoa; Chordata; Actinopteri; Syngnathiformes; Syngnathidae. Gene Ontology annotation, molecular function: RNA polymerase II cis-regulatory region sequence-specific DNA binding; protein dimerization activity; DNA-binding transcription factor activity, RNA polymerase II-specific. Gene Ontology annotation, biological process: positive regulation of cell population proliferation; regulation of transcription by RNA polymerase II. The coding region runs from base 723 to 2096 and encodes 457 amino acids.
CACCAAUAUGCCCACGAAUAGUGUUGCCUCACUAGUUAAAUGUAUUUGUCCAACUAGUAUGCUAAAGUUGUCCUCCUACUCUGCAGACAAUUCAUACAGUAGCGUGGAAAAAAAGAAACAUUACUAGUAGGACACAGUCGUUCUAUUAGUGCGCAGAAUUGCCUUACUAGUACAUGGGCCUUAAGAUCGAUAUCUACGCUCUUUGUCCUUUACUAGGAGUACAACUUUGGCACACUCGUAGGACAACUACACGUUACUAGUGUACAUUUAUUUCAAACAUAUGCAGACUGGACUGGUGGGGACGUCACAAGUACGUUGACUUUGCAUGUACACUUGAACUUCCCUGCAAGCAGUGUUGUAUUAUUUUGCGUGGGAAACCCACUGUAGCAGCGUUUGUGUUGCUAAAUUACACCGGAUUCAAAUUUAACAUUGCAAAAGAGCAGAAAAUGCUGACCCCUGGUGGACAGAUUUAGAAGCGUCACGUUGAGCCAAUACAGGGCUGGGAAGAAAUAUCGGUACCGUAUCGCGAUGGCACAUCGAUAUCAUUCAUGAUACUGUCUCCGAUAUUGAUACUGGAUUUUGCUAUCUGACGUUUCUGGUGUUGAUCAUCUAACCAAAAAAAAUCCCAAAUGAUGAUGACUCCUCAGCAAAACAACGCACAAUCCCUCGCUUAAUCUCUCUCAGCUUUCCCCCCACGAAGGAGAGCUCGGCGCCCCGCCACGAUGCCGCUCAGCUCCGCUCUGGCGAGCCGGAAUUACGACUACGACUACGACUCCCUACAGCCGUACUUCUACUACGACCACUCGGAGGAGGACUUCUACCCACAGCAGCCCCAGCCCCCGGCGCCCAGCGAGGACAUCUGGAAGAAGUUCGAGCUUCUUCCCACGCCGCCGCUGUCGCCCAGUCGGCGGCCGUCGCUCUCAGGCUUGCCAUACCCCUCCACCGCUGACCAGCUGGAGAUGGUGAGCGAGUUCCUGGGCGACGACGCCGUCAACCAGAGCAUCAUCUGCGACGCCGACUACUCGCAGACCUUCCUCAAGUCCAUCAUCAUCCAGGACUGCAUGUGGAGCGGCUUCUCGGCCGCAGCCAAGCUCAAGAAGGUGGUGUCCGAGCAGCUCGCCUCGCUGCACGCCGCCCGGAGGGACUCCUCCAACUCCUCCUCCUCCUCCUCCUCCUCCUCCACCUCCACCGCCGCUGCCACCAGCCCCGCAACCGCCGCCCCCUCGGCGGAUGCUUCCCCGACUUCUGCCCCCUCUGACGCCGGCCCGGCGGAGCCCGCCGGCGCGGCCGCUUGGAGGCUGAACAGCAGCUACCUGCAGGACCUCAACACGUCGGCGUCCGAGUGCAUCGACCCAUCGGUGGUCUUCCCCUACCCGAUGACCGAGACCCCCAAGCAAGGCGCGCCCCCCCGUCAGGACUUGGGGCUGGACACGCCACCCAACAGUGGGAGCAGCAGUAGCAGCGACUCAGAAGAUGAUGAUGAGGAGGUUAGGGAUGAUGAUGAUGAUGACGAAGAAGAGGCAGAGGACGAGGAGGAGAUCGACGUGGUGACGGUGGAGAAGCGGCAGGGGGCGAAGCGCUGCAACUCCCCCGGCUCGGCCGACCGGCGGCAUCCCGGCCCUCUGGUGCUCAAACGCUGCCACGUCUCCACCCACCAACACAACUACGCCGCGCACCCGCCCGCCAGGCACGACCGGCAGCCGGUGGUCAAGAGGCUCAAGAUGGAGGGCGCUGGAGUCGGCGGAGGUGCGAGCCAGAGCCGCGUCCUGAAGCAGAUCAGCAGCAACCGCAAGUGCUCCAGCCCGCGCUCCAACCCCUCGGACACGGAGGACCACGACAAGCGUCGGACUCACAACGUGCUGGAGCGGCAGCGUCGCAACGAGCUCAAGCUGAGCUUCUUCGCGCUGCGCGACGAGAUCCCUGAGGUGGCCAACAACGAGAAGGCGGCCAAGGUGGUGAUCCUGAAGAAGGCGGCCGAGUGCAUCCGCGGCAUGCAGGCCGACGAGCGCCGCCUGCUGUCGCUCAAGGAGCAGCUGAGGCGGCGAGGGCAGCUCCUCAAGCACAAACUCUCCAUGCUGCACGACGAGCGCCUUUAAAGCUCGCAUCUUUGUCCGUUUGUGCUGAUUUUUGUUGUUGUUUUUUUACGAGGGUUGUACAGUUAUUUGCAUGCAAAUGCGGAGGGGGGAAAUGCUGUUUGGAAUCUCGUUUGAUUUCAAUGUUAAAACUGCCUCAAUUGAAGUUAUGGGUGGGUUAAAAUAUUUAGUUUAUUUUUAUUAAGAAAAUAUUAAAAAAUCGGGCCCUACAGUUUCACAGCAGGGGCCCAAGUUAAAAUAUAAAUUUUUAUGUUUUUGUAUAUAAUUAAUAUUUCCUAAGAAAAUGUAUUUUUGGAUCUCAAUUGUCUGGAUGUUCAGACCCAGUGUUUUCUUUUUUUUUUUUUUUUCAUUAUGUUCCUAGAUUCCCCUUUUGAAAUAUAAAAACAAUGUUUCUUCUCUGA